CUUAAUACGACGACCUGACCGUGUAUAUAAGCUGAAUCCGUCGUAAACCAAAGUAUCACUCAGCUUCCAUCACUUCUUCCUUCCUCAUCUCAUUACAAAGUUUUUCUUUGCUCAAUCUUCAAAAUGCUCAAGUUGGUCCUUGUUCUCACCGUCCUCGCCUUGUUGGCCGUCGCCUAUGCCGGACACGCCGGUGGUGGUGGUGGUGGUGGUGGUCACUCCCCUCAUGGAGGAUGGGGGGGAUGGGGAAAGAAAUACCACGGAUGGGCCAACGUGAAAGCUUGGAAUGGACCAUGGUCUUCCCAGUACAGCCUUGACGAGCACGGCAGCGGAUACAACAGAUACGCAUGGCUCCAACAAGAGUUCGGCAAGGGGCACCACGGAAAGUAAGAAGUUAACAAAAACUUAGCCAGCUUAUCCAGAAGCCAGUGCGUGAAAGCAGCUUCAAUCUUACAAAAUCUAGUCUUGUUUAAAAUAUCAGAUAUUAAACAACAAAAUUGUUAAAGACACAGUUGUUAAAAUUUCGAAUUUUGACUAAUUAGUAACAAAUUGAAAAAGUUUUCACAAAAUUGUUUUAAAUUUAAGGUAACGAAACGCUUGUACAAAUAAAAGAUUCGUUUUUUAUAUAA
Molecule: messenger RNA, 626 nt
Organism: Folsomia candida
Lineage: Eukaryota; Metazoa; Arthropoda; Collembola; Entomobryomorpha; Isotomidae
Product: neuropeptide-like protein 33
Exons: 5
Coding region: 124-387 (87 amino acids)
Source: RefSeq, a predicted model, not a curated record